GCGCGGGAGGGAGUGCGCAGGCGCGGAGAGGGCGGGGCGAGCCCGCAUGGCCCGAGGGUCCCGGAUGAGGAAGUGCGGGGGGCGGGGAACCAUAGAGACGCGGAGGCGGUGGCCGGAGCGCCCGGUCUCGGGCCCAGGUGGAGCUGGCGGCGGCGGCGGCGGCGGCGGCGGCGGCGGCGGCGGCGGCGGCGGAGGCGGGGCCGAGGCCGGGCGGUGGAUAGCGGGCCGCGGGGCGUCCGGGGUGACCGGUCUGCGUCCUGGCCCCACACCGGCCCUCAUGCUGUCGUCUGGAGCAGAGACUCAGUCCUCCAUGGCCUCGGUGGGGCAGGAGCUGUGCUCGGAGCCCCUGGGGGGCGGCUGCCUGGAGCCCAGCACAGGCCCUCUGAGACAGAGCAGGACCCACGCGGAGAGCCAGGAGCGCCCCUUGGACCUCGUGGCGGGGCCUGGCACAGUGGCACCUGUGGCCUCUGGGGUUCCUGGAAGGGGAGAGAGAGCCGUGAGCACGCGGGAACAGGUGUGCAGACAUGCCGGGGACCAGGAGGAUGUGGAGCGAGACCCCUGUGGGGCAGCUGGGGAGGACCCACGUCAGCCCAGAGUUACCAGGGCCGGCGCCAGCCCAGGCCAGGAGGCCCUCCCGACCCCCGCCAGCCAGGCCCCUCCGCCCACGGACCGCCCAGGAGAGCGUCCUCGGAGCACAGGAGAUGCGCAGACGGCCAUGGACACUCCGCCGGAAUCUGCUGAAGACGGACGAGCCGUGAAGGCCCCGGGGCCCGAGUCUGGCCUUGUGGGUGCAGGUCUCUCUGCCACGACCAGCCCAGACGCCGACACGACUGUGUUCGUGGAGCCUUUGACCUCUGUGGGCCCAGGAGUCGCUGGAGCAGCCGCUAGAGAGAACGAGCAUGAAGACGUGAGAACUCGUCCUCCUCACAUGCCGCGCUGUCGGGGGGACAGAGCUGCUCCCGGGCCGGAGUCCGGGAAGGAAGGACCGUGUGAGCCGACUCCUGCCUGUGUGGCAGACGACAGACACCCACAGGACACCCACACGGCCGUGCCCGGCAGCCCCGGGCCCACGCGUAGGGCUGCCGCUGGAGGAGCCUUAGCAGAAAGCCCAGAAGCGCCCCGCAUCGUGUCCAGUCUGCGGGGCCCCGCGCACCUGGCACCAUCUCCUGACGUCAAUGGUUUGCCAGCAGCACCCUUCACCGGGCGCGCACACAGCCUCCACCCAGGCGGGGACAGUCAGGGCGAGAACCAGGCUCCUCGGGAAGGGAGCGCGCAGCCUUCAGCCUCGGCCCCGGCCCCGGCCCCAGGGGAAGAGUCUGCAGGCUCUCCUACCGUGCACACCCACAGCGCCCUCGCAGCAGCAGGCAGCUCCAGCUCCAGGGCUCUGUCUCCGGCCCCUGUCCCCGAAGCCGCUGCACUCGCCUUAGAGAGAAAGGAGUCGGAGCGCCUGGGAGACCGCCCAGGCGACUGGGGAGCCAAACCGAGCGGCCCCUCGAGGCAGAGGCCGAAGCAGAGGCAGGAGUCCGCACGGACGCCCCCGGGGCCGCUCGGCCUGUCGAGUGACACAGUCGACAGGGAAGGCUCCCCGGUCAGCACCCAGCGGACUCUGGACAGCAGCACUGUCUCACAAGGAAUGUCCGGUGAUGGAUUUCUGAUGGAAGAGAAAUCCCUCUCGGGCUUGGCGCAGGCGGGCCGGGCCGGUCCCGACAACGAGGCGUCGAAAGCCACAGAGGGUCCCGCUCACUCACCACCCCUCCCCGAAACCGGUUGCAGAUCUGCCUCGGAAACGGCAGCCGAGACACCACCGCCGGCCACUGCCCCGCGCUGGGGCGCACAGAACCCCGGCAGCGCCCACCUGGUGAGUGGGCUUCCUCUUGAGGCCGGGCCGGUCGCUAGGGGACCGGUCGCUAGGGAACGUGCUCUCGGUCAGGUGGCCCUUGACGCUCCAGGCCCCGCGAGGCUGCCGCUCAGCACAGAGUCGCCUUCAACUGCCAGCGACGGCUCCCAGCAGAGCCACCGCCCCCCGCUGAAGGCUGGGGCGGGUGUCCCGGCCGUGCCCCACACCGGUCCCACAGAGACGCACGUGGAUGCCGUCUGGCCCACGGGUGACCGGGCUCGCGGCACCUCUGACGGCCCCAUGAGCCUUGAGAAGGCCGGUGAGGGGGCAGGCGUGGGGACAGGAGAGCCGCCUUCCAGGCUCCUCUCCCUCGCGUCUCAGGGCCUCGCCCGCUGCGGCGUCAGAGCACUCACGCCCGAGGGGGGCACGGGUACCGCUCCUGCGCCUGGCGGCCACGUCCCAGCUCUUGACUCUUUGAUGACCGUGCGUGGAGAUGUGGGUCAGCGGAGCAAGCCCGGCUCCCGGGGAAGAGAAGUCGUGGAGAGCCGCAGCCAUCCGGCUGCCGAGAAGCCGAGGAGACAGGAGCCUGCCGGGAGAGACGGUCCAGGCAGCCUUCCCCGAGACAGCGCGGCUCCCGACGCUGCUGGUCACUGCGCCCUUCACGCCCCUCCUGGGGAGGGGGGGGCUGGGGCCUGUGUGUGUGUCGCUUCCGAGGGCAUCGCCAGUGGACUCGGCCAGGCCACGGGCAUUCCGGCUCCCGCCCUCGCACUCCCCGGUCUGGAAGACACCGACCGGGCAGGCGAAACCCUCACCAGGAAGGCUGGGGAGGCACUCUGCCGGCAGGAGAGCCCGCGCGUGGGGGACCGUGGAGGGGAAGCCAAGUCCCCCGGAGACACUCGAGACAGCGACCCUCCGUCCCGGGGUCGUCCAGAGACAGGCGCCUCUGACGGCCCUGCUGGUCAGGACCGGCCCCCGGACGGCUCAGUGGACGGUGACCGCCCACCCGCAGAAGGCAAGUGGGACACUGGAGUGACCCCCAAUACCCUGUGCGGCGCCCCGACACAGAGCGUGAGGCUGGCCGCCACGCCGGUGGGUGCGAGGGGCCCGGGCUCGCUUCUCCCUGCUGCUCCUCCCUCCUCGGCUGCUGCUCCUGAGCCAGAGGAGCCCUGCGGGCACGAGGCUUGUCAGCCAGCACUGUGCCAGGAGGCGGAUGCUCACCCCGACCCAUGUGCCCAGGGGCCGUGGCCUGCGGGCGGUGAGCCUACCGGCCCCCUCGGGGAAGGCUUGGUGCGGGUAGCAUCUGGGGGUCCCAGGAUGCCGCCUCGGGGCCAGGACGAGGCAGGAGGCCUCCUACGCGUCUCAGGCUCCAGCGGGGUGCUGCCCGUGAAACUGCCUUCUCCAGAAAAUUCCCGGACCCACCGUGAUGGCGAAGACACGGACCUGAAAGGGUGUUUCAGACCAAAAGGGGGCAAGACAGACCGGGAGGGUGUGAGGAAGGAAGGGGGGCCCUGGCAGGUAGGGGCUCCUGAAGAGGGAGACGGCGCAGGUGGGCCCGUGGGAGUCGUGCCAGGAACCAACAAAUUGAGAAGAGAGGACAUGGGACCCCCACGGGCUGGGUCAGACAGUCGGGGCGAGGACCUAGGAGGGGUCCCCCCAGAGCUGCAGGAGGCCAGGGCAGGCGGGCAGCCAGGAAGUGCGCUGCUGGCCACCCUGAGUUCACUGGCCGAGGUGCGCUUGGGGAGCCGGCCAGGAGAGCACGGCAAGCUGAGGGCCUUCACCCCGACUCCCGUCUCCUUACAUGGCCUCCAUCCUCCUGAGGCGGAGGCCAGGACCUGCCGCCACAGUGCCUCUCUCGAAACUCGGGGCGCCUGCUCUAGGGGCACAGAGGCUUCCUACGGUGCCUUCGGAAGCACCUCACAGCAGAAGGGAGUGCUCCCCUCCAAGAAGCAGCCCCCCCGGACAUGUAAGAAGCUGCCCUGCCCGGCACACGCAGCCCUGGGCGGGAGUGGGAGAGCCAGCCAGCCACAUGGCCCCGCCUUAGCCACGAGCCCCCCGGAGCCCAUACCCACUCGGGCGCACUGCUGUCUCAGCGCGCACCCCGCCGGCAGCGCCACCCCGGUCCCCGCGCCCGCCCGCGGCCCUGCCAGCCCCUUACCAAAGCAGAUGGCGCCCUCCCACCAGCCGCCGUGCAGCCCCGGUGCCAGCCAGCCAACCAAAGAAUCCGCCUUACUGCACCGGUUGUCCGUCCUGGCCUCCAGGCUGGCCCCGGUCCCUGGGCCCCCGACACCCCAGGCUCGACGAGGGUCCACACAGCUGCUGCCCACGGGCUGUGCGCGGCCCCUCUACGGGCAGCUGCUGGGCGGCUCGGCCCCCCGUGUCCCCCCGCUGGCCCUGUGCCUGGUGGCUGGGAGGGGCGCCCAGCAGCCGGGCACCGGCCACUGGACGCUGUGUUCUCUCGAGGCGGUCAGAGUCGGCCUGAGCGUGGGCGCUCCGAUGCUGCCCUUGGCUUCCAAGCUGUCCCUGCUGCCCUUCCCUGGGAAGCCCGGCCCCCCGGCUGUGGCCGAGUCCCCCCGGACAUUCCCUGAGCACUGUGCCCCCGCCCGGCUCGGCCUCGGGGGGUCACCCUCGUGCCUGUCCCCUCCCUGCUCGGCUCUCCUGCCAUGCGGCAGCCCUGGGACAACCUCCUCAGGGGACGGCUCGGGCUCCCCCCUGGAGUCCAGGGCCGCUGCCGUGGUCCCCACUGGGGCCGGCUGCUCCGUCCUCGGCCUUCACACGCUGCUCGCACUUUGCUCCCCUGGCUGCUACCGCAUCUGGACCAAGAAACGCGGCCUCUGCAGCCCGCUGCUGGCCACACCCCGGCUGCUGUUCACCCAGUUUGCACAGGGCCUCGGAGGGCUCCGGGUACCGGCCUCCCUGGCCGGCGAGCUCCUCUGCUCUCUGCCCCGCUCUCUGGGCCGGGUACUGGCCACCUGGAGCCGCCACGGGCCCUCCCCCUGCUCCUGGGCCGUCCCUGCGCUCCACUCCACGCACGGCAAGCUGCCGCCCCUGGACCCCAUGGGCAGCUGCACCGCGCUACCGUACGUGCCUCCCCCGGGCGUGGAAGCCGCGUGCGCCGCCAGCGAGGGGCAGAGGCUGGAGCCGGCCUUCCCCACCCUGCUACCAAAGUCCUACCUAGUGAGAGACCCGGCCGUCAGCCAGCUCCUGCUCUCAGCUUCCGACUUCCCGGCUCCCAAGCUCCUUGAACCGGACAGCGUGAACGCAGCCUGCCCCCCGGCCCAGAGCAGCGCCCCCCAGGAGGAAGAGGAGAAGGCUGAGCCCGAGAAAAGGCCAAAGAAAGUCUCCCAGAUUCGCAUCCGGAAAAGCAUUCCCAAGCCAGACCCCAACCUCACACCCAUGGGCCUGCCUCGACCCAAAAGGUUGAAGAAAAAGGAGUUCAGCCUAGAGGAGAUUUACACCAACAAGAACUACAAGUCUCCCCCUGCGAGCAGAUGCCUAGAGACCAUCUUUGAGGAGCCCAAGGAGCGCAACGGCGCCCUCAUCUCCGUGAGCCAGCAGAAGCGGAAGCGGGUGCUGGAAUUCCAGGACUUCACGGUCCCCCGGAAGCGGCGGGCGCGAGGCAGGGUCACGGCGGCCGGCAGCUUCACCAGGGCCCAGAAGGCGGCGCUGCAGAGCCAAGAGCUGGACGGGCUUCUGAUCCAGAAGCUCAUGGACCUGGAGGCCUUCCUGGCCAAGGAGGAAGAGGCAGAGGGGGAGCAGCCCGCCGGCUGCUGAGGACGCGUGGCUUGGGGGGCUCACGCUUCGCGAGAGGUAGCCCACUUACCCCUCCCGCCCUAACCUCCCGGCACUUGGGCCAUGAUUUUUUUUAACCUUUUUUUGAGGUGCAACCUUUUUAGGAACUGGCAAAGGAGGGUCUUCUGCUUGUACUGCUGAGCUAGAACCUCAGGAACGCCCCUUCUCCCCAGCGGCCGAGCAGAGCCGACUCGCCCCCGGGGCCGGGGUACCGUCCUCGGAAACACUAGGACUCCACGGGCCGGGGGCUCUGCACGUCCCGAGACAUUCCACGUGGUCUAGGUGGUGCUAGCCCGGGGGUCUGUGGCACGGCCUCGGGUCCCGUCCAGGUCCACAGUGGAGGGAGAUGGGCUGGGAUGGUGGCCAGACCCCAGACCCUGGGGCUGUGUGUGCGUCUGUGUCUGUGUGUCUCUCCACCUUCGUUGCCUCCCCUGUGACCUCAGGUCACCAGUGCCAGAGGAGUCCUCCAGGCCCCGUUCUAACUAAGUUGCACUUUUUAAUGUUGUGGUGUUGACUAGUUUCAUCCUUUUUUUUUUUUUAACUAUUAUUGCUGCAUGUUUGGAGCCUUUAAAUGUGAUUUUAAACCCAGUUUUUAAAGACACCACAAGAAAGACGAUACAGGCCUUUGGGAUGGGAGGUGGGCACUGGCCCACCCCCCAGGCCGCAGGACAGGACUCCCCUCCCCCUGCGCGCGGCCGAGCCAGCGUCGGUCGUCCCGUCAGCAUGGCGGCGCUGAGGCCGGGCGUGUGUGGCGGCUUUUGCUGGAGGGACGGGGAGGGACGCGGCCCCGCAGCUCCCUGGCCCGCCCACUCAGGGGCUUCUGUGCGGAACCUACUGGAACUUUUCUAGAUGCCGAGCCCGUGAGGGCGGCCGUCUGAGCCUGGGGCCGGGAGCCCGGGCCUCACGCCUUUCCUGGGCCUGAGGGCCCCUGGCUCCCCCUGCUCUGAGCCUCGGCGCAGAGACCCAGCAUUCCCCGGCACAGGUGGGGAACAGAAG
Molecule: messenger RNA, 6622 nt
Organism: Erinaceus europaeus (western European hedgehog)
Lineage: Eukaryota; Metazoa; Chordata; Mammalia; Eulipotyphla; Erinaceidae
Gene: PRR14L
Product: proline rich 14 like
Exons: 9
Coding region: 47-5608 (1853 amino acids)
Source: RefSeq, a predicted model, not a curated record